This is a messenger RNA of Aspergillus aculeatus ATCC 16872, 2652 nucleotides long. RefSeq names its product putative gamma-tubulin complex component GCP5. Gene Ontology annotation, biological process: meiotic cell cycle; microtubule nucleation; spindle assembly. The transcript has 2 exons. Bases 1 to 2652 code for a protein of 883 amino acids. NCBI's taxonomy places the organism in Eukaryota, Fungi, Ascomycota, Eurotiomycetes, Eurotiales, Aspergillaceae. The record is from RefSeq and is a predicted model, not a curated record. Gene Ontology annotation, molecular function: gamma-tubulin binding; microtubule minus-end binding. Gene Ontology annotation, cellular component: spindle pole; centrosome; gamma-tubulin complex.
AUGGCUGCUACGGCCAACGACAUACCACGCUUUGCUGCCCUCAAGCGUCGUGCCGAGGACACAGUUAAAGCUGGUGCUCAUGGCCGUACAGAUCAGUUUGCGGUUGCCAACCACCUGGAUGGACUGCAGGAGAAAUUCCAAGUUCUCAACAAAGAUGAGCUUGCAGAUGCACUUCGCUCCAGGUUGCUAGAGCUCAAUGAGCACCGUAGCUCCUGGGCCCCGGAAUAUCUUUCUCUGCUGCUGGAACUUGCAGAUCGUCCGGCUCAGUAUUCACGAUUGGAUCGAAUCCCAAAGCCGAAACUCCAAGAGGAGGCCGCACCGCUCACUUGGUCUGACUUGGAUGCAGCCGGGUCGGCAUUUUGCGAAGAGGAUAUCUGGGAAGCUGUAGACUACGGAGCCGAUUCUUCCGAUGAGGAGAUCGCAUCUGUUUCCCUGUCAACCGACACCCACCGCUCGCGACCACCCCAGAUUUCUAUAGCUCCAGAAGAAGAUUAUGUGAUUCCAGAUGCUGCAUUGACAUCUGGUGAUGACGAAGAACUGGUAAAGUCGAUAAAGCAGGCACAAUUCUGGACACGAAACAGCAAGUUCGAUGGGGGUCACGAAGUAGUAUCUUCUUGCGCCUUGACGGAACUUGAGGUUAUUCGGGAGACAAUCUUCAUGCUGCAAGGCCUGCCUACUUCUAUGUUUCGACGAUUUAAUGGCAAUGUUGAAGUAGAUCAGAACUACAAUAUUGCGCAUUUAUCGAGAGAAACUUUCUCCUCGGUUCUACGAUCCCUGAGUUCAGUCGGAACUCAAGUCGACAUUCUCAGACUAUUCGUCAGGAUGCCACAAACUAUUCCUUAUAUGCAAACCUUCCAGCGGGGACUGGAAGGUUGUCUGAGUAAUUAUGACAUGUUUCUUUCAAAAGCACAACAUCAAUACCUCUCUCCAACGUCAACCGCCUCUGUUAGUCUGCUGCAACUCUCUGAAGAUGUGUGCCGUGAAACUAGGCUUCUCCUGAUACUGUCAGACCUAGUCUCGAAGCUUGAGACAACGUCAGUGAAUGCUUCCGUUCAAUGUCUCAAUCGUCUGUACGAUGUAGUAUGCUUGACUCAAGCGACAGGUGAUGAUGAUAGGUUCGCGGUCCUUGCUGAUCUGUUCUUCUCAUGUUUGGAAACCUUUGCCCGACCUAUUCGUCUCUGGCUAGAAACCGGCAAACUAGAAGACGCAGCCAAUCAUGGGUUUUUCGUUCACCACCAGCAGAAGAAUGGUGACCUGCGAACGCUCUGGCAUGACUGGUAUACCCUCGAUGCGCUUUCGAACAUCUCCUCUGUGCCCCGAUUCAUCCAACCCAUCAUGCAGAAAGUCCUCAUUGCCGGCAAGAGCAUGGUAUUCUUGCGGCACUUGAACAUGAGUCCGGGUGAUGAGGACCGCAGAAAAACAUCCGUGACGAUAGAGGACGUGUGCCCUCCAGAGUCCCCUUCAUCUUACCUUCCUUUCUCUGUUUUGCUCGAGUCUGCCCUCCAGAGGAUGGUGGAGGUAAAUUACAAUGCUACAUCCGCGUUACUGAGACGCAAGUUUGACAAAGAGUGUGGGUUGUGGGAAUCGCUUCAGGCUCUGGAGUACAUCUACCUCUGCCGAGACAUGAGCAUGUCUGGCAUAAUCGACAGUAAAAUAUUCGACUUGAUCGAUAGAGGGAAAGCGGCAUGGAGCGACCGAUAUCUCCUUACAGAACUGGCGCAGAGUAUUCUUGGUUCGAUGCCCUUUAUUGACCCGUCACGACUCAUUGUACGAUCCUCGACGGAUGGAAUAAACGGCGAGAAGAGCAGCAGCCGAUCGAUGAACAUGCUUAAUGCAAUUUCAUUUGAUUAUAUCCUACCGUGGCCUGUUGCAAACAUAAUCCCAAAAUCCGCGAUCUCUGAUUACCAGCGAAUUUCCAGAUUUCUGAUGCAGAUACGCAGAGCGAAGCAUGCACUUGUCAAACAGCGCUUACAGCAUAGCAAUAUCCACGACAAGAUACAAGAUACGAGGAACAAUACGCUAAGCUAUGCGCUGCGACACAACAUGCUCUGGUUUCUCAACGCCAUCUACAGUCACAUGACAGACUUCGUCAUUUCAGCAGCAACCGCGUCGCUACGCAAGGACUUAUCCGCCGCCAGUGACAUUGAUGGUAUGGUCGAGGCCCACUAUAACUUUAUGAUGUCUCUUAAAGAACAAUGCUUGCUAUCGGACAAUCUUGAAAUGAUUCACCAAGCCAUUGUUGCUAUUCUCGACCUUUGUGUCCGUUUUUCGGAGGUUCAGGCUACGCGCUACGGAAGCGACCAGUCUCAAUUCCGGAGGACUUUGAGAAAUGUAGACAGUCGCAAUCAUCCAGCUGUGGACCGCAAGACCCGCAUACAUAGUCAGGACGCCGAUGAUGACUUUAGCGACGAGGGUGACGACGACUCCGAUACCAAUGAUAAUGAAUUCGCUGACUCCUUCCAUGAGUCGAACUAUUUACAACAAAUCAAAGAGAUUAAAGACCAGUUCGAACAUCUAGUUACGUCUGUGGCGGCUCGUCUGAAAGGUAUAGGACGUUUUGACGGUCCAUUGAGCUGGGAUAUGCUGGCUGAGAAACUUGAAUGGAGGAAGGCGGGACAGGUCAUGAUCUCAGGACCGCUGCCAGCCUUUUAA